AUGUCUCCUACUGUCUCCUCCUCCUGUCUCCACCUCCUGUCUCCUCCUCCUGUCUCCUCCUCUUGUCUCCACCUCCUGUCUCCUCCUCUUGUCUCCACCUCCUGUCUCCUCCUCCUGUCCUCACCUCCUGUCUCCACCUCCUGUCUCCUCCUCUUGUCUCCACCUCCUGUCUCCUCCUCCUCCUGUCUCCUCCUCCUGUCUCCACCACCUGUCUCCUCCUCCUGUCUCCACCUCCUGUCUCCUCUUCCUGUCUCCACCUCCUGUGUCCUCCUCUUGUCUCCUCCUCCUGUCUCCUCCUCCUGUCUCCUCCUCUUGUCUCCACCUCCUGUCUCCUCCUCCUGUCUCCACCUCCUGUCUCCUCCUCCUCCUGUCUCCACCUCCUGUCUCCUCCUCCUGUCUCCUCCUCCUGUCUCCUCCUCCUGUCUCCACCACUUGUCUCCUCCUCUUGUCGCCACCUCCUGUCUCCACCUCCUGUGUCCUCCUCUUGCCUCCACCUGCUGUCUUCUCCUCCUCCUGUCUCCAACUCCUGUCUCCUAUUUCUGUCUCCUCCUCCUGUCUCCUCCUCCUGUCUCCACCACCUGUCUCCUCCUCAUGUCUCCACCUCCUGUCUCCUCUUCCUGUCUCCACCUCCUGUGUCCUCCUCUUGUCUCCUCCUCCUGUCUCCUCCUCUUGUCUCCACCUCCUGUCUCCUCCUCCUGUCUCCUCCUCCUGUCUCCUCCUCUUGUCUCCUCCUCCUGUCUCCUCCUCCUCCUGUCUCCACCUCCUGUCUCCACCACUUGUCUCCUCCUCUUGUCGCCACCUCCUGUCUCCCCUUCCUGUCUCCUCUUCCUGUCUCCACCUCCUGUGUCCUCCUCUUGCCUCCGCCUGCUGUCUUCUCCUCCUCCUGUCUCCUCCUCCUGUCUCCACCUCCUGUCUCCUCCUCCUUUCUCCACCUCCUGUCUCCUCCUCCUCCUGUCUCCACCUCCUGUCUCCUCCUCCUAUCUCCACCUCCUAUCUCCACCUCCUGUCUCCUCCUCCUGUCUCCACCUAAUGUCUCCACCUAAUGUCUCCUCCUGUCUCCUCCUCCCUUCUCCACCUCCUGUCUCCUCCUCCUGUCUCCACCUCCUGUGUCUUCCUCCUGUCUCCUCCUGUCUCCACCUCCUGUCUCCUCCUCCUGUCUCCUCCUCUUGUCUCAACCACCUGUCUCCUUCUCUUGUCUCCACCUCCUGUCUCCUCCUCCUGUCCUCACCUCCUGUCUCCUCCUCCUGUCUCCUCCUCCUCCUGUCUCCACCUCCUGUCUCCUUCUCCUGUCUCCUCCUCCUGUCUCCUCCUCCUGUCUCCACCACCUGUCUCCUCUUCUUGUCUCCACCUCCUGUCUCCUCUUCCUGUCUCCACCUCCUGUGUCCUCCUCUUGUCUCCUCCUCCUGUCUCCUCCUCCUGUCUCCUCCUCUUGUCUCCACCUCCUGUCUCCUCCUCCUGUCUCCACCUCCUGUCUCCUCUUCCUCCUGUCUCUACCUCCUGUAUCCUCCUCCUGUCUCCUCCUCCUGUCUCCUCCUCCUGUCUCCUCCUCCCUGUCUCCACCACUUGUCUCCUCCUCUUGUCGCCACCUCCUGUCUCCUCUUCCUGUCUCCACCUCCUGUGUCCUCCUCUUUUCUCCACCUCCUGUCUCCUCCUCCUGUCUCCUCCUCCUCCUGUCUCCACCUCCUGUCUCCUCAUCCUGUUUCCUCCUCCUGUCUCCUCCUCCUGUCUUUUCCUCCUAUCUCCUCCUCCUGUCUCCACCUCCUGUCUCCUCCUCCUUUCUCCACCUCCUGUCUCCUCCUCCUGUCUCCUCCUCCUCCUGUCUCCACCUCCUGUCUCCUCAUCCUAUCUCCACCUCCUAUCUCCACCUCCUGUCUCCUCCUCCUGUCUCCACCUCCUGUCUCCUCCUCCUGUCCCCACCUCCUGUCUCCUCCUCCUGUCCCCACCUCCUGUCUCCUCCUCCUGUCUCCUCAUCCUGUCUCCACCUAA
Knipowitschia caucasica is the source of this 1986-nucleotide messenger RNA. NCBI's taxonomy places the organism in Eukaryota, Metazoa, Chordata, Actinopteri, Gobiiformes, Gobiidae. The record is from the annotation of a GenBank genome assembly.